AUGGCGGAAGAGGCAUUCCAAACCCUUUUGACGUCCUCCAUUGCAUCUCGUUUCUCUACGCACGCGCUCUCCGGUGGAGCGCGUGGGGCGCGCAUGCGAUCUAUGGAUAACGACCUGGAUGCAUUAGAACAAGCAAUUAGCCAGGCGCGGCGCACGCGAAACAUGCAAUCUUACACCUGCGCGCUUCCGCGCGAACUUCUCGUGCAUGUGUUUGAGCACCUCAGAGAGAUCUGGCCACCGCGACGCGAAAGCAAGAAGGAGGCCGUCUUCAAUUCUGGUUGGAUCACUGUAACUCAUGUCUGCGCUUUUUGGAGGGAGGUCGCAUUUGCUGUGCCCUCUCUAUGGUCCGGAAAACCGAUCGACGUCUUCGCUAUCCCCUAUCAAUAUAUAGCCACGGUUCUGACGCUCGCUCGCUCGGCUACUCUCGAUAUUGAAGUGCGGUGCGAAGGGUCUUCAGCUUGGGCGCGAGCAGAUCCCAGCAUGAAUGCAUGGUUAACCCCUCCCAUUCUUCGAAACGCGAGGCGGUUGUCCAUCUGCGCAGACAAUGCCCUUCUCGGCCACCUAUGGCGAAGUCUUCCUGAGCAUAUGAACUUCUUACAAGAGCUAGAAGUCACGUCCUUUAAAGAGGAAGAGUUUGCGGAGCUACCCCGUCUUCUUUGCAACUUACCGUCGGUUGCACGCCUUACACUCCUGGACUGUCAAGUGCCUUGGCGAUCCGCGCUUAUGUCGCCACAGUUGACCGAACUACAUAUCACUAACAAUCCCGCUGGCCCCCCUGUGCCUUAUGACGACCUUCGUGAUCUGCUAUCUGUCCUGCAAUCCCUCGAGUCGCUCGAGCUCAGAGGCGUAAAUCCUCAGUUCAGCACUCCUCUCGACCAAAUUCCCAAUAUCGACCUAUCACCGCUCCUAAAGCAGAUGAUCACCUACACCGACUACAGCAGCGAGAUAGCCACGAGCAAUCUGAUCCUCAACACCCUGCUGCAGACGCCGCCUCAAUGUAAUCGAACGAUCAGCAUUGACGGUGACCUCCUCGAUUUUGACGGUCUGCUAGUUUCCUAUGAAGAUGAAGGCAAUGUCGCCCCCUUCGCAGGAGUGAUGUCUCGACUGCUACACCUCCUUUCCCUUGUUGACUACGAGGAGAUGGAAUUACGACACCUUGACCUGGAGGAAUGCGCAAUUAGGCUUGUGUCGACUUCCAAACCGGUUCAUGACGGAACCAUGCCUCGUCAGCGAUCUUAUGACUGCAUAACUCGAUUGCACGUCAUGGUCACCUCCGAUGCCGAUUGCGUGAAUCCCCACCUAUAUCUUCACUACGUUCCCGUCGACCGCCUUCAUACCCUGUCCCUCGAUGAGUCUGCCGCGGACACGCUCUCUGCUCAUAACCGCUGGCCAGGGCUGCUCCGCGCAAAAGAACUCCGGACCGUCGUUCUUACUUCAUCCUGGACCUGCCACGACUAUUCCAAUUUAUUCGACGCGCUCCGCGAGGAGCACUUUGGCGGCGACAGUAUUGAUUCCUCUCACAUCUUAUUCCCGCGGAUGGAACGACUGGCGCUCCCUCUAUUCGAUACCGAGACAUGCAGCAGUAGCACGAUCGCCGAUCUCAUCGAUCUUGUCCACGCUCGACAACUCGCAGACGCGCCCUUGAGAGAGCUGCUCGUACCGGAGGGAUGCAGGCAUUGGGCCUCAUGGGCCGCCCUUCAGACGAUGGUGAAGGUUACAUUCAUUAACUAUUUUCCGAUCAGAUUACCAGUUCUACCCACUUAUACUGAUUCAUGA
Peniophora sp. CBMAI 1063 is the source of this 1776-nucleotide messenger RNA. Lineage: Eukaryota; Fungi; Basidiomycota; Agaricomycetes; Russulales; Peniophoraceae. The record is from the annotation of a GenBank genome assembly.